UCCUCCUGUCCUUCCCUGAGCCCGGCGUCGGCUGCGAGCGCCCCUUCCACCGCUGGUAUAUAGCGCUCGCUGCGAGGAGAGCGAGCCGAGCCCUUCGAGAGGCGAUGCAGCUGAGGCAGCCGAAGGGAAGCGCGGGGCUUUCGGUGGCGCCUUCAGCAGAGAGAACUAGCCGGCUGCAGCGGACACUCACGUGGGAGACCGCGCGCCCGUCCCUCCUUUUCUCUCUCUCGGAGAACUGCUGCUGCUCCUCCCCCUCCUCGGUCUGCAGGGAUCGGUCCAGAUACCCAUCACAGCUCCCUGUGAGCUACAGGAAACUUUAUGAUUUAGGGUCACCACAAAACAAGCGGAAAAUAUGAAAACGAAUCCUGUCAUCCAAGCUGCCGUUGACCUCACAGCUGGGGCUGUAGGAGGCACAGCCUGUGUGAUAACCGGUCAACCAUUUGACACCGCGAAGGUGAAAAUGCAGACAUUCCCCACCAUGUACCAAGGGCUUGUGGACUGUUUCGUGAAGACAUACAAGCAAGUGGGGCUCCGGGGCUUCUACAAGGGGACCACCCCUGCACUUGUGGCAAACAUUGCUGAAAACGCCGUGCUCUUUAUGUGCUACGGCUUUUGCCAAAACAUUGUGAGGAAGAUUGCUGGCCUAGACAGGAGAGCAAAUCUGAGUGACCUUCAAAAUGCAGCAGCUGGCUCCUUUGCUUCUGCCUUUGCCACUUUGGCCCUCUGCCCUACAGAGCUUGUGAAGUGCCGCCUGCAGACCAUGCACGAAAUGCAAUUAUCUGGGAAGAUAGUGCAACAGCACAAUACAGUUUGGUCAGUAAUAAAAGGUGUUCUGCAGAAGGAUGGCCCCCUUGGUUUCUACCGUGGUUGGUUCAGCACUUUGCUCCGUGAAAUUCCAGGCUAUUUUUUAUUCUUUGGAGGCUAUGAAUUGAGCCGGACAUUUUUUGCAUUUGGCAGACCAAAAGAGGAAUUAGGUCCUGUUGCACUGAUGCUCAGUGGUGGCUUUGGUGGCAUGUGUCUGUGGAUUGCUGUUUACCCAGUGGACUGCAUCAAAUCUAGAAUCCAGGUUCUUUCCAUGGCAGGAAAACAAGCUGGCUUUAUGGGAACUUUUGCAAGUGUUGUCCGGAAUGAAGGUGCGUUUGCCUUGUACUCUGGACUGAAACCUACUAUGAUCCGUGCAUUCCCAGCCAACGGUGCACUGUUCCUUGCCUAUGAAUACAGCCGUAAACUGAUGGUGAACCAGUUUGAUCGCUAGAAAUUUUAUCAUAAACUGACACCACUGGAGUACGUGUAGUCACCACAGCAAUUGCCCAAGUGAAAGUGAUACGUUUUAAAAUC
Molecule: messenger RNA, 1338 nt
Organism: Candoia aspera
Lineage: Eukaryota; Metazoa; Chordata; Lepidosauria; Squamata; Candoiidae
Gene: SLC25A15
Product: solute carrier family 25 member 15
Exons: 7
Coding region: 353-1255 (300 amino acids)
Biological process (GO): mitochondrial L-ornithine transmembrane transport
Cellular component (GO): mitochondrion
Molecular function (GO): L-ornithine transmembrane transporter activity
Source: RefSeq, a predicted model, not a curated record